UUCGCCAAUAUAAUGGUGAAUUGCCGCUUCGAUCUUCUAUAAGCCGUUUCUCUGGAGCGAUCUUCUUUGUUUUCUCAAGUGAUUGUCGGCCAUCAAAUCCUUCUUCCUUCGUGUAUAUUCUGAAGAGCUUUUCGUGAGGGCGGCCAAAAUUAUUCCCUAGGGUUGCUUGAUCCAAUCCCCAAUCCUGAUAUAUCAUGAUUAGACAGGGGCUGAAUUUCUAGGGUUUCGUAACACUCUCCCUAAUCUUUGCCCCCUGCUAAUUUUGUACAUAUCUCCAUCUUCUUUUUGCUUUCUUUUAUUCUGUUUUUGUUAUUUUUCCCUUGAAUUUUUUGUUUGUUGAUUGAAGAAUUAAUAAAUGAGAUGGGAAGGUUGAUCCGAGGAGAAGUGAGAUCUAAUUCUUCGCUGCAUUCGCUGCAGUUGAAUUUCUUCGGAUGCCCUUUUCGAUUUAGGUCGGGCAUUACUUCGUUUUCCGUCGCCUGUGAAGCUUUCUCCGAAGACCUCGAUCUAUAACCCGAAUCCUAAUUGUACAGCUUGCUUGAUUUUUCUCUCGUUUUCUUAUUUUCCUUUUCAUUGUUUUUCCUUUUUUUCUGUUGAGAUGAAUAUUGCUAGCAAUGAAUUCUGGGCUGAGAAAGGGAGAAUGGGAGCUAAUAAGCAGGUUACCGAGCCUGAAAUCUUAGAUACGUCCUCGGACGGGCGAUAUAUUCAGUACAAUGAAAUCCUGGGGAGGGGAGCAUUCAAGACUGUUUACAAGGGGUUUGAUGAAAUUGAUGGGAUAGAAGUUGCUUGGAACCAAAUAGAUAUUGCGGAUGUUCUUGAGUCACCUGCACACUGUGGGAGGUUACACUCUGAGGUUAACCUCCUAGGGUCACUGAAGCAUGAAAACAUCGUUCGGUCAUUUGGCUGGUGGGUGGACCCCAAGAAUAAAACUAUGAACAUGAUCACAGAGCUUUUCACUUCUGGCAGCCUGAGGCAGUACCGGAAAAAACAUAAGUGUGUAGAUAUAAAAGCUAUAAAGAACUGGGCCAGACAGAUCCUUCGAGGUUUACACUAUUUGCACACUCAUAAUCCUCGCAUCAUUCAUAGAGAUAUAAAAUGCGACAAUAUCUUUGUGAAUGGAAAUUAUGGUGAGGUUAAAAUUGGAGAUCUUGGAUUUGCAACAGUAAUGCAGCAACCUACUGCCAGAAGUGUCAUCGGUACACCUGAGUUUAUGGCACCAGAGCUUUACGAUGAGGAAUACAACGAGCUGGUGGAUAUUUAUUCUUUUGGAAUGUGUAUGCUAGAAUUAAUAACCUGCCAAUACCCAUACAGUGAAUGUAAAAAUCCUGCCCAGAUCUUUAAGAGGGUUACAUCUGGCAUAAAACCAGCUGCACUGGGGGAAAUACAGGACCCUGAAGUGAGAUGCUUUAUUGAAAAGUGUUUGGUUCCUGCAUCUGAGAGGUUAAGUGCUGCUGAGCUCUUGAAUGAUCCAUUCCUUCUGCCUGGACACCCCAAUAAUUAUUCUUGUGUUCAUCCGCAAAUAUCGGAAUUUACAACCAACCACUUGAACUCCGCACUAAAUGCUAUGAUGGAAGUUGAACCUUCUUACAAAAAGCUUUCAGGUAGCUCUUACACUGAAAGCACCGUUGAAAAUCCAGUGCCGGCUCUUGAAAUUCACAGAUGCAAUGAGUUAAAUAAAUUUGUCCUGAAAGGAGAAAAGCAUGAUGAUAGUUCACUCUCAUUAACUCUGCAGAUUGUGAGCUAUGCAGGUAAUAAUGAUGCAGCUUGCCAGGAAACUGUUCACUUUCUCUUCUAUAUUAAUGAGGAUACUACACUAUCUAUUGCUGAGGAGAUGGUUAUAUAUCUCAGAUUACCGGGAAAUGAUGCAGCCUUAAUAGCUGAGAUGAUUGAUAGUUUAGUUUCACAAUUGCUUUUCUGCUGUGGAACAUCAUCUGGUAGCUUGAACGGAACAAAGAGUUUUCAGGGCUCUGCUAUGGUUCAAAAUGAAAAUCUCUUGGGAAGUAAUGCAAUCAGAAACUAUUCGCACUGGCAUCGGAACCGAGAAUCUAAUGAGAGAAGCAUGUGCCCAGAGUUACCUGUCUCAAAGAACAAUUGUGCUAUUGAAUCGAUUGGAGCAUUGCCCCAAUACAUUGAUGCAUCAAGUUCAGAUGCCAUGUGCAAGAAAGAUUUACAAUUGGCUGAUUAUGCUAGGAUGAGCUACGGGCCGUCCUUGAUGACCAAAAGCAUGAAGAAAUUAGAAGAUUCCUCCUCCUCUGCAGGCUCAUGGACUACUGCAUCAUCAAGCGUAAUGAACCCGAGCUCUUCAACUUCUCUAACAGAUGAAGAGAAUGAAAUCAUCAAUGAGUUUAAGGCAAAGACAGAGCUUGAGACAGUCGAUAUGCAGUAUUGAAGCUGUCAUCAUGAACUUGCGGAUAUGAAAGAGGCUUCACUUCAAAAUGCCAAGAAGAAGUGGCUAAUGAAGAAAGUAUCUUUUCUUUGAAGUUUUACUUCACUUCUUUGUUUGAAUUGUUCUGUUUGAAUCUUGUUGUUGUUUCUUCAUUUUGAUCAACUGAAUUUCUGAUUGAGUUUGAAAUAAAUAUUUUGCUAGCUCCAGUGAGCUCAUCAA
Molecule: messenger RNA, 2602 nt
Organism: Andrographis paniculata
Lineage: Eukaryota; Viridiplantae; Streptophyta; Magnoliopsida; Lamiales; Acanthaceae
Product: probable serine/threonine-protein kinase WNK10
Exons: 7
Coding region: 596-2386 (596 amino acids)
Biological process (GO): intracellular signal transduction; protein phosphorylation
Cellular component (GO): cytoplasm
Molecular function (GO): ATP binding; protein serine/threonine kinase activity
Source: RefSeq, a predicted model, not a curated record